AUAACACAGCAGUGAUCACACACCGCAGCGCCGGAAGCUCUCUAGAGGAAGAAGAAGAACAGUCGGUGGUGAGAUCGUGUCAGUGAAAGGCCAAGACAGCAAAGUGAAACUCAAACCCUCACACAGAAACCAACACAAUGCUUCCUCUGUCUCUGCUGAAGACUGCCCAGAACCAUCCUAUGCUGGUGGAGCUGAAGAAUGGAGAGACGUACAACGGUCACCUGGUGAGCUGUGACAACUGGAUGAACAUCAACCUGAGAGAAGUCAUCUGCACCUCACGGGAUGGAGAUAAGUUUUGGAGGAUGCCUGAGUGCUACAUCAGAGGAAGCACCAUCAAGUACCUGCGAAUCCCAGACGAGAUCAUCGACAUGGUGAAGGAGGAGGUGGUGUCGAAGGGCCGCGGACGUGGAGGCGCUCAGCAGAACAAACAGCAGGGCAAAGGAAGAGGAGGAGCCGGCCGAGGUCUGUUUGGCGGUCGUGGCCGAGGAAUGACUGGUCCUGGUCGGGGCCAGCAGCAGCAGCUGCAGCUGCAGCAGCAGGAUAAGAAAUCGGGCAAACCACAGGGAAUGAAGAACCAGCACUGACAGACAACAUUACACCUUCUACAACACAUCCUGUUAUUCAGAGCGAUUUCUCCUUCAGUACAUGAAGAUAAAAUUAACCCUCUGGUGUUUCCUUCUGCUGGGAUGUUUGUCAGGACUGACCAUUGCAGAAAUCACACCGGGAGACGUUAAGAGAAGCUGUGCUUUAGCACUGAAUUUUGUUUUUUAGCAUCUGUAAGUUGGUAUUAACAUUUUUUUAGUAUGACCAUAUACCAGUGUAUCAGACAGAGCUGACAGACUUCUUUAGUAUCCAUUAAUAAUGUGUGUCAUUACAACUUUGCAAGAACAUUUUGUAUCACAAAUCACAUUGUAUUAUCCAAAAACAGUUUUCCAUCAGUAGAUACACUGGAAUGAGGUUUUUAUUUUUGUUUUUUUGUCAACUUGUCUCAGGUAGUUUUCAUUGUAAAGAAACUGCCCAGCCCCAACUUCUGUUGCAUGAAUAUUAUUUUUUAAAUUGCUCUUUAUGUUUGUGACGUUCUGUAGUUUGUCUGCUGCGUCGUACGGUCUGAUAACGACAGGUGGACCAGUAGACUGGCAGUCGGUUUGGGACGAGAAUUCAGUCCCUGAAAAUCAACACUUUUGUUAAAGCAUUUGUAAGACAUCACAUUAUGAUCAUUAGGAUUUCCAGAAAAAAAAGAUUCUCAUAUUCUUAAGUCUGAAAUGGAUAAGUCCAAUGUGUGUCAUGUUGGUUGGGUUUCAUUUUAUUUUUGUAACUAAAGACGAUGUUGUAAUUUAUUUACAUGAGACAAUGAGAAUAAAACAACUUUUGUUAAA
Molecule: messenger RNA, 1376 nt
Organism: Sebastes umbrosus (honeycomb rockfish)
Lineage: Eukaryota; Metazoa; Chordata; Actinopteri; Perciformes; Sebastidae
Gene: lsm4
Product: LSM4 homolog, U6 small nuclear RNA and mRNA degradation associated
Exons: 5
Coding region: 138-584 (148 amino acids)
Biological process (GO): spliceosomal snRNP assembly; P-body assembly; nuclear-transcribed mRNA catabolic process
Cellular component (GO): U6 snRNP; spliceosomal tri-snRNP complex; P-body
Molecular function (GO): U6 snRNA binding
Source: RefSeq, a predicted model, not a curated record